AUGGGUCUUGGUCUCAACGAAACCGCUCCAAUUGCAGAGGAUUCAACUCGUACUCGGCGGAGAAGCUCCAAAUGGACGACUGAUCAAAAUUUGGUAGGAGGGAAUACUGGUUCUCAAAGUAGUGGAUCUAAGAGAGCCAAUCCGAGUGAUGCUAGUGACUCCAACUCCAUAGGAUCUACUGUUCGUCCAAUGGGGAGGGAUGCAGCUAAGAAAAAGGCAAAAAAGAAAGGUAAGAGUGCUUCACUGGAAGUAAGCAACGAACACUGGAAUGAAUUUAAACAAUUGAAAGAGCAAGAGUUGGAACAAUUGGAUAAAAUUGUCAUGAGACAAGAGGAGGCAAACUAA
Molecule: messenger RNA, 345 nt
Organism: Microthlaspi erraticum
Lineage: Eukaryota; Viridiplantae; Streptophyta; Magnoliopsida; Brassicales; Brassicaceae
Source: the annotation of a GenBank genome assembly